GUGUGUGUAGAAGACAACUAGUGUUUACAAUGCCGUCUUUUGAUGAGGUUUUAAAACAGGCUGGAGACUUUGGAAAGUUUCAAAAGAAGGUCUUCUUCCUCCUCUGCCAGACUGGCAUUACCUUCUCCUUUCUAUUUGUUGGGAUUGUAUUUCUGGGACGAGAUCCCGAGCAAUAUUCGUGCAGGAUCCCUGGUGUAUCUGAACUGAAGAAGCAGUGUGAAUGGACGCUUGAAGAGGAAUACAACAUUACCAUUCAAGCCUCAAGCCUGGUGAAUUCUUCGCAAUGUGAGAGGCAUGACAUAAAGUGGAAUAACACCAGGCAUAAUUGUACGUAUCCACUGGCUCAUCUUACCAACAACUUUGCCGGUGAGUCAUUUACUACAUGCCAGGAUGGCUGGUUAUUCAAAAAACCUCACUCAACUAUUGCCAGUGAGGUAAGUAAAGGCAACGUUAUCCAGAAAAUUACAUUUGGCAGAAUCACCAUUUAUCUCUUUUCUUGCUUUGGGGCAGGACUAUGUGGCCUAAUAGUGGCUUUUGCACCAAACAUUAUUGUAUUUUCAAUAUUUCGCUUUCUACAAGGAAUCUUUGGAAAGGGAACCUGGAUGACAAGCUUUGUAUUGGUAACAGAGCUGGUUGGUUCAGAUCACCGACGGGUCGUUGGAAUUGUAAUACAGAUGUUCUUCACACUCGGAGUUGUGAUUCUUCCUGGAAUUGCUUAUGUGAUUCCCACAUGGCAGGGGAUUCAACUAGUUACCACACUUCCCAACUUUCUUUUCCUGUUAUAUUACUGGCUGGUCCCUGAAUCUCCACGGUGGCUGAUCACUCGCAAAAAAGGCAAGAAGGCCUUGCAGAUUGUGCAGUCCGUUGCCAAGGAAAAUGGACAAAGCCUCCCAGAGCAUUUUUCGGAGAUCAAGGUCUCUGAUGAAGAGGUGAGCAACCCCUCUUUGUUUGAUCUGGUUAGAACUCCGCAGAUGAGAAAAUUCACUUUGAUUCUCAUGUAUGCCUGGUUCACCAGCGCAGUAGUUUACCAAGGGCUUGUGUUGCGCCUGGGACUCAUACAAGGGAAUCUGUAUUUGGAGUUCUUCAUCUCUGCGGUGAUAGAGUUGCCUUCGGCUUUGUUAAUCUUAGCGACCAUUGACCGACUUGGCCGGCGUCCUCUGUUUGCCUCAGGAACCCUCGUGGCAGGGGCCGCCUGCUUAAUCACAGCAUUUUUACCAAAAGAUAUACCAUGGUUAAGUACAGCAGUAGCCAUCUUGGCAAGAUUGGGGAUCACCAUCACUUUUGAACUUGUGUAUCUCGUGAAUAGUGAACUGUAUCCUACAGUUUUCAGAAAUUUUGGUGUUUCACUAUGUUCAGGAAUGUGUGAUAUAGGGGGCACGGUAGCCCCAUUUCUGCUUUACCGAUUAGCAGACAUCUGGUCAGAGCUUCCUCUGAUUGUCUACUGUGUACUUUCUCUUCUCUGUGGGAUUCUGGUGCUACUUUUACCUGAGACCAAGGGGCAGCCCUUACCAGAGACAGUGGAAGACGUAGAGAAAAUGUCAAGUUUCAGUGUCUGUUGUGAAAAAAAACAAGCGGCAAAAUUCCAGGAAAGAAAUUUGACCUUUUGUUAAUACUGCAAAGCCUCAUGAGCUACCGGGUUUUCAAAUUCAUGACUGCUGGACACCAUCUUCUUUUUGGAGGAGAUGGAUUCAAAUGUGUCAUAAGCCCUAAAAGAACCUUUUUAUAAAGUAAGCAUAGAAUUUUUCUAUGGGAUAAAUAUGAACAUAUUUUCAGAAUCUAUUGUUUCCAGAUAGGGAACUAUUAUAAAUGGCUCUCAUAGAAGAGUAAUCA
Molecule: messenger RNA, 1830 nt
Organism: Protobothrops mucrosquamatus (brown spotted pit viper)
Lineage: Eukaryota; Metazoa; Chordata; Lepidosauria; Squamata; Viperidae
Gene: SLC22A3
Product: solute carrier family 22 member 3
Exons: 10
Coding region: 30-1610 (526 amino acids)
Biological process (GO): transmembrane transport
Cellular component (GO): membrane
Molecular function (GO): transmembrane transporter activity
Source: RefSeq, a predicted model, not a curated record